CUGUGCUUAUUGUUAUAUGCUUCAUUCCUCCUACUGUGUAUGCAUUUGCAAUUUUGUGUCAGUUUCACAUUGGAAUUGGGAGGUGGCGCAAUACCUCCUUGCGUUUAAUUAAUAUAUAUUUUAAAAUAAACACGCACAGAUAAAUACAGUCUUUCAGAGAAUCUGUGGGAUUUUAGCUUCAAAGAAACCAGAGCUAAACCUUCAUCAUCAAAGAACCUACAGUGGAAGACCAAAUCUAACCUGAUCUGAAAGAGAAACGAAGCAUCUAAACAGAGAAGAUGCUGUUACACUUUUUCCUGGGGUUCUUCGCUUUGCCUCUCCUGCAAGUUGAAGGCAGUCGUCCAGAAAUGAUCACCGUUAAAAAUAACAACAAUGGAAAUUCCUUGGACAAUGACAAAUGGUUGAGCACCGUCUCCCAAUAUGACAAGGACCGAUACUGGAACAAAUUUCGUGAUGAAGUGGAGGAUGACUAUUUCAAAAACUGGAGCCCAAGCAAGCCAUUUGACCAAGCGCUUGACUUCAAAGCCGGGAGGGAAGGAGAAACAGGUCGCACAACCAGGGCUGGCUCAGCAAAAUGGAGACCCAAGGAAGGGAGAGCUCUAGAUGCCACAAAAGACCCCUGCUUGAAAGUAAAGUGCCCUCCUCAUAAGGUGUGCAUGACACAUGACUACCAAACAGCCAUCUGCACCAACCACAAUCAGUUCGUGCACAGCCUGCAACUUAAGAGAGGAAACCUAGCUCAUAAACACUGGAUGGGAGCUGGAAACCUAGCCAAGUGCAAGCCCUGCCCAUCGACUCUCCCCAGCCCUGUGUGUGGCUCCGACGGGCACACAUACUCCUCCAAGUGUAAACUGGAGUUCCAGACUUGUUCGUCUGGGAGGACAAUGUCUUUGAAGUGUGAAGGACCCUGCCCCUGUCUGCCUGGCCAGGAGGUAGUCAGACCCAAGAAUGAGAAGAACGCUUGCAAUGACCGGGAGCUGAGGAACUUGGCCUCCAGGCUGAAGGACUGGUUUGGGGCUCUCCAUCAAGAUGCCAAUAGAGAUGUGAAACCCACAGCAAGCUCAGAUUCAGCAACAGGUCGGUUUGACACCAGCAUCCUCCCCAUUUGCAAGGACUCACUGGGUUGGAUGUUCAACAAGCUGGACAUGAACUACGACCUUCUGCUUGACCAGAGCGAGUUGAGUGGCAUUUACCUGGACAAGUACGAGCAAUGCAUGAAGCCUCUAUUCAACUCCUGUGACUCCUACAAGGAUGGGAAGCUGUCCAACAAUGAGUGGUGCUAUUGCUUCCAGAAGCCAGAUGGACUCCCAUGUCAGAAUGAAAUUAGCAGGAUUCAGAACCAGAGCAGACGGACGACUCUUGUAGGUGUUUUCAUCCCAAGAUGCAACGAGGAAGGGUAUUACAAGUCCACCCAGUGCCAUGGUAGCACUGGGCAGUGCUGGUGUGUGGAUAAAUAUGGCAAUGAGAUUGCAGGAUCCAGGAAACAUGGAAAUCCCACUUGUGAGGAGGACCAGGAGACCUCUGGUGAUUUUGGGAGCGGCGGUGCAGUGGUUCUACUGGACGACCAGGAAGAAGAUCAGGAGCAGGCUGAGCAGCAGAAGGAGCAUAAGGUCAGAGUUCACCCGAGAGGCACUAUCGAAGAUGACGAGGAUGAGGAGGAUGACAAGGACGAUGAGGUCGGAUACGUGUGGUAGUUUUCCGAUGGCUUGAAAGGGACUCUCAUUGAUUGCGCAGAUUAUAAGCCAUUCCACCUCUUCUCCUUUCUCAUACAAUGAACAAAAACUGAAACACCAAGUAGAUUUUAAAAACAUCCCCUAUCCCUAUUCAUUCAACGGCUCAUAACUCUAGCAGUGUCUGGUGUAUUCUUUACAUUGGUUCUUAGGUUUCCACCGCAACCCCUAAAUCCAUUGGUCUCAGAAGCAGGAUUUUAUUUCUCACUUCACAAAACACACAUUGUCAGCCAUAGGGCACUGAAGGAGUUCACAGUGUUCAGAGCUGAUAGGUUUUGAAAGCAGACAUGAUGAAGUUUACCGGCCAGAUAUAUCUGGAGAUAAAUUCUGAUAUUACUGUAACGUGACCUCUAAGGUGUGAGUAGUCUUUAAAGAAGUGAGGCAUGACAAUUGACAUUAUCUUGUACAGAAAGAAGAGGCCUGUUGGGUUCAUAAUGACGCCAUGCCCAGGUUAGCAACUUGAGACCACCAGAUACUGUUUUUAAUGCGUUUAAUUUGGGGUUAACUGUGCCCUUCAUUUAGUUGAAAUACUAUGAAGUUUCCUAUAGAGGAAUCAACUCACAGAGAUCACAUCUACAUACUAAUUGAAGGUAGUCUACAUAAACAGUUUAGAUUUAAAGAUUGCUGUAAAUGUUGCACAAACCUAGUGAUAUAACUCAAUGAACAGGCAUACAGGAGGUACUGCAGACCUAGCACACAGCUUUGACAUGCCAUGUGUGUUUAAAUACUAUUACUGUACCUACUUGCUAGCAGUGAACACAGACAAAAGUUUAAUGUGGUGUUGGUUGUCUUUUUUUUUUGCCUAACUUUGAAAAUUAGAUAGAAAAGAGGGUAAUUAAUUAAUCAGUACACUCAGUUCCUCUGGGAAACAAAUCUUAUAUACCAAAACAAAAUACACAGCCAGUGAAUGAAAGGGGCUUGUUGUCAACUAGAACAAAUAUAUAGGCUAGUCCAUGAUUUUUUUUUUUUUAAAGCAAUGUUGAAUAAUAUCAAUCGAAACAGGGGAAACAUAACUGAUAAGACAUUGGAUUGGUGUAAUAUUCAAUUUAAGACAAUUGAAAUAAAACUGGAUUGCCCUGCCUUACCAAACUUUCCUGAUAUUAAGGUAGGCUAGUCCAAAUAUACAUCCCUGACAAAAUAUCUCCUCUAGUAAAUUCUUGAAAGGGGCAUGCAUUGGGUGUAAUAUACCAUGUACGUUCUUAGAUAUAUAGUUUGCGCAUGUGAUUUGAUUUAACAUUAGGAACAUCACUGCUAACAAGAGAAUCUAAUGCUCAAGAACAUACAAGCAAGAUAUUAUAAUUCAUAUAUCGCAGAAUAAUAAAAAAAAAAAAAAAAACCCUUUCAACUGUACAUCACUAUUUAACAUGGAUAGAUAUUACCUUCCUUUUAAUGUACUUCAUAGAAAUCCAGAAAUGAAUGUAUGUAUCAGAGUGUGCCCCAACCUGUAACCCUGUAUGGCGGUAAGCUGUGACCCUCCAGUUGUAAAGAAAGAAGACAGUGGAGAGGACAAGGUGGAAAUGGUUAGACCAGGUUAGGUGUCUUCCCAAUGCGUUAUUGUCAAUUACUGAUGCAUCAAUUGCUGUCUUGCAUUAUUUAAAUCACCACUUCACUAAACCACAGUUCAGGUCAAUACAAUGCUAAUCUAAAGCAGUUUGCUCAAGUCCAUUUAAUCACACACUGUAUACUAUUAUAUUUUCAUGUUUUAUAGGUGUUUGAAUUCUAUGGUCAAGAUCUUGUUUAGAACUGUUGUUCAAAAUAGAGGGUUUAACAACUUCAAGCAACAUGCAUUCUUACCCCCUAUACUUUUGGGUCAGAAUAGUUGGGGAAUCUCUUAGUUUUAACAGUUUUGUACAAAUUGUGUUUGUCCUCUAUUGUGGUACAUUGCCUUGUAUAUUGGGGCACUAAUAAUGCCCAAAUAGUGAUGUGUCUUAUGUAUUUAAAGGCAAAAAAAAACAGGAAAUGUGGCAUUCACCAAAUCAUAAUCAUUUUGUCCUUCACGGGGAAUGUUAAGUGUGCAGAUCUUUACAAGAUUGUCAAAUGAAAUACAAGCAAAACACAUUUGAAAUAUUUGAAAUAGCAAGACUUGGUAAGUUUUCUUUUUAUUUAGACAAUUAAAUGUAUGUUGUUUAAAAACAUGCCAAUACACACACAAUAUGCAAACAAUGAUUAUUUAGAGCAGCUACAUAAUUUUAUAAAAUGAGGUUAUUCUGUUAAAAAGUAAGGACACUGCACUUGCCUGCCCUAUAGAUAAAAAGAAAGCAUUAUUUUCCAGUGCCACCUAUUCAAAACCAUUGCACAGCUGUAAAUAUGUCAAAAAAACUACAACGGCAAUCCUGCUAUGAGCCAUUAUAAAGUCAUAUUGGUUUACUAUUCCACAACAGGUUCCAUUGGCAAAGUAAUAUAUAUAUAUAUAUAUAUAUAUAUAUAUAUAUAUAUAUAUAUAUAUAUAUAUAUACACACACACACACACACACACUAUAGUGCUGUCAAAAUAAUCACAUUUCCUCUAGUUUAAAAGUUUUGAUCACUUUUUGAACUCCCGUGUACAGUCUGGGGUCCCACAUUUGCAGUGUGUUAGUUGAAAUCACAGUGACAGUGACUAGACAGGGAUUUUAAACAAACAAUUGUGCUGAAGGAAAGCAGUUCUGCCUCUGCACUAGUUUCCCCUGUUCUCUUGUCAAACAUCUGCAAAGGUUAUGCUUAACCAUCUGUAUAUGUCCCCAGAAGACUCUUCCUGGUCUUAAUCUUUCCCUAGCACUGCAGAAAGAAAAUCAGAUUUCUUUCACUUAAAUUCAAUUAUGAUGGAUUUUGCCCAGCUUCAGCUUCUAUUGCAUUGCUUUGUUUUUAUUUUCUGUUUUGGCUUUUCAUUUUAUUGUAGUGUAGCAAUUUCAUUCUUACACAUGUAAACUUCACCCAAACGGGGAUUGAACUGUGCUGCGGUUCAUAUGGAUGAAAAUGAAAUGGAAUACAUUUCCUUCUGCAACUGCAUGAUCACUCUUCUAAUCUACUGAUGUCUCACAGUGUAGCCCAUUUACUUCUAGCAAAUCAAAUUAGUUGCAUUUAUAAAUGCAUUUAUAUAAUACAUCAGAACUCAGUUCCCUGAUAACCUGUUAGAGACCUCAUAACCAAAACCUGAAAUAUAUACACCACAAGGCGAACAAAGUGUACACUGUACUUUAAAGGAAUAAAGGGAAUUAAAUUGUCCUUGGCAAAAGAUACAAAACCUGCUACAAGAUAUAUGCACACAUUGACAUUGACAGACACCCUAGGAGUUACAGUUCAGUUUGGUGUAAUAGGCCAUGGCAGAUAAAACAGCUUGUGUUUAAUCUCUUUGUUAACUGUCUUAUGUAUGUUAAAAAAAAAAAAAAAAAAAAAAAAAAAAAAACAGUUUAUACAGCACCAGGUAAACCAUAGUGACAAUUCUGACAUAUUUCUCCUCCAGCUUCAUUUGGGAUCUAAUUUGGCUUUAAAACUUAUUGACAGACAUGGCUUGAAAAGGGCCCCUCUCUCUGUCACUGCAGCUCUUGAUUGCAAAAGGUUUACACAUGUUAUAUAGAAGCAUAGCAUGUAAGUUUGUCAGUUCUAUGUUGUCUUUCUUUUUAAAAUGUAAUACUAUAUUACACAUUAAUAAACUAUGUAAUGCACAAUGACACAAAUGGGCAUAUUUGCAAAGUUUUUAUUUUAUUCAUUUUAUAUUUUUUACUUGGUAAAGAAAAAAAAAAACUGAAUAUGCCAUAUCUGGCUCUGUAGCUGUAUUAAUUUGCAUCAGAUGUGUUUAAGUUAGUAGUCUUCAGAGUAGCUAGAUCUAUUUAGAACUAGAAUAUUGUGAGUUUUUUUAUGUUUUGUUUGUUUGUUUUUCUGCUGGAGUUAAAAUGGAAUGUUGAUGUUUUUGGCUGACCUGAUUUCAAUGUAUCUGUUCCAUUUUGUCUGUCUCAAUAAAUUUAAGUCUGUCCACUAAA
Messenger RNA from Polyodon spathula (Mississippi paddlefish), 5689 nucleotides. RefSeq names its product testican-1-like. The coding region runs from base 279 to 1694 and encodes 471 amino acids. The transcript has 13 exons. Gene Ontology annotation, molecular function: calcium ion binding; protein binding. NCBI's taxonomy places the organism in Eukaryota, Metazoa, Chordata, Actinopteri, Acipenseriformes, Polyodontidae. The record is from RefSeq and is a predicted model, not a curated record.